CUCUUCAUUGCUCUGCCAACCCCACGCCCCCUCUCUUAAAUACAUCCUUCCUGAAAUUCUCCUCCAGGCUCCCACCAGAAUAUCAGUAUUACUCAUAGUAACGCUUUCUGCUCCUUUUCUUCAUUUCUUCCUUUUUGUGCUGUACUUUCUUCGCUUUGUGUAGAGAGAGAGAGAUAGACCGAAGAUGCGUAUGAGCUGCAAUGGGUGCCGGGUCCUUCGCAAGGGUUGUAGUGAAAAUUGCAGUAUAAGACCUUGUUUGCAGUGGAUCAAGAGUCCUGAGUCCCAAGCCAACGCUACCGUCUUCCUUGCCAAGUUCUACGGCCGCGCUGGCCUUAUGAACCUCAUCAACGCUGGCCCUGAACAACUCCGACCUGCGAUUUUCAGGUCUUUGCUAUAUGAGGCAUGUGGGAGGAUGGUGAACCCCAUUUAUGGGUCGGUUGGGUUGUUAUGGUCCGGGAGCUGGCAGCUCUGCCAAACCGCCGUGGAGGCCGUGCUAAAGGGAUCGCCAAUUACGACGAUCACCUCCGAGGCAGCGGCAAGCGACCACGGACCGCCCCUCAAGGCCUACGACAUUCGUCAUGUGUCCAAGGACGAGAACUCGGCCGCAUCCAGCGAUCCCCACCGAGUCAAGAGCCGGUGCCGUUUCAAGCGCUCCGUGAUCAAACCGAGAGCCAGCAAGGUCGUGCUCGGCGCUGUUGACGACUCGUCACGGGACGCGAAGCUCAAGUGGGAUGUUGGGUGCUGUGGACAGGAGUUGAACGGUUUGAACGGGUCGACCAGUCACGAGUCGUCGCUGAGCCACCAGUCGUCUCUGGCCCCGAACGUGGAGGGCGAGAGCAAGGAUACCGAGAGCAUGACCUCCGUUGAGACGGUGGAGGACUCGGUCUUGUUCCUAACCGAGCCGGAGUCCAUCCCGGAGCCCAAUGAGCAAAAUCAGGAAAGCGAGAUACCUCUGGAGCUGACCCUGGGAUUCGUGCCGGUGUCGCAAACCAACCUCGUGGUUCCAGUGAAGAAGAGAAAGGUGGAGUCUUGUGCUAGUGGCUCGACGGGUUUCGGCGCAUGUAAGAUGGAGCUGGGGCUCAAUUACCGCGGCUUAAUUCAGUGAAGCCCAAGUAAUGUAAAAAAAGGAGUCAAAGUCCAGUUUUGACGGUUCAGAUCGGCAUUGUCCAUUUCCCAUACAAGAGAUCAUGACCCUUCGUUUUUUGUUUUAUUUUUUAUUUUUAAAUUUAUUUCUCUUGGGUUUUAGUUUUGCUGUUGGGUCUUUCCUUUCUUUACCAUAUGCGAUGGAGGUGUAUAAAUGUGGGUUCGCAAAUAUAGAAGUGUUAAUGGAACAGAGGGAAGUAUAUCUUGGUGACAUC
Molecule: messenger RNA, 1358 nt
Organism: Juglans regia (Persian walnut)
Lineage: Eukaryota; Viridiplantae; Streptophyta; Magnoliopsida; Fagales; Juglandaceae
Product: LOB domain-containing protein 41-like
Exons: 2
Coding region: 185-1105 (306 amino acids)
Biological process (GO): regulation of gene expression
Source: RefSeq, a predicted model, not a curated record